Nematostella vectensis (starlet sea anemone) is the source of this 6937-nucleotide messenger RNA. RefSeq names its product serine protease 23. The transcript has a single exon. Gene Ontology annotation, molecular function: serine-type endopeptidase activity. Gene Ontology annotation, biological process: proteolysis. The record is from RefSeq and is a predicted model, not a curated record. The coding region runs from base 5026 to 6165 and encodes 379 amino acids. NCBI's taxonomy places the organism in Eukaryota, Metazoa, Cnidaria, Anthozoa, Actiniaria, Edwardsiidae.
CCCCCCCCAAUAUUUCGAGGCCUGCUACGGCACUGUUAUGUGUUAUUGUAUUAUACACAUAUUUCAAAAAUCGGUGUUAGUGCAAAUGAAGAAUGACAGCUCUAGGGCCGACUGCUGUUUAUGGUAUUGAUUAUUUGUAAGAAUUAAGCUAAUGUAGACUAAUCACAUGAUUUAUCCAUAGUUUUCUUCAUUUAAUAAAAAAAACAACAGUAAAGCUUUCAUUUGAAAAUUUGCAUUUGCUGUGUGCACUGACAACGUUAUUUGAAAUAGGUGCACUUCUUGCAACUUUUCAUUUUAUUCUAUUAGUUUUUUUUUGCUAUAUUAAUUUUAGAGAGUAAAAUUACUUGUUAUACAAUAGAAAAAACACACAAACAACAUUUCUUACUACAGUUGAACCUCUAUUAAGCAGCCCUCUAUAAUGGUCACCCUCCAUUUAAUGGUCUUUUACUAGAGCCCUGAUUAUUAACUUCCAUAUUUACUGUAAACAUGAUCCCUUUGUAGCUGUGUCAGGCCACAUAACAUUGGGGGGGGGAGGCACAAUUCAGAAACAUCAAAAAAAUUAUUGGGGUGGCAGGACCAUGCCCCUACUGGUCAUUUCGUUAUAAUUUUUGAAAAUAUUAUGAGGGCAUAUGCCCCCAGUGACACAAGCCCUGCUACGGCCCUGUCUAUUAAGCGGUUGCUUGGCUAGAAGUUUACCAAGUCUAUAGUAAUAGUUCCAUUUGGCCAGAUUUUCUUUUGAGGCUCAAAUCGUCCUUAGACAUCAUACCAGGGGCGGAUACAGGGGGGUGGAUUGGGUGGAUAUCCACCCCCCUUUUUGAGUAAAAAAAUGAAGUCACUUUUUUUGAAGAUAAUGAAUAUCUGAGGGACGGGAGGUACUCUCCAUUUUCCUUCGCCUGCUUGACUUUGCUGACAUGACAAACCCAAUUCAGCGUGAAGCAUUGUUAGAUCUACCAAGAACCACUGGAUCAGUUAUAUGCCGUCUAUCCCGCCAUUAUCCACCCCCCAUUUUAAAAUCCUGGAUUCGCCCCUGCCUACCAUAACUUUAAUGCAUGUGUGUUACUGUUUUUGAAGGGUUAAAUGUAGAUCUCUUGUGAUUACACAUUUUGUCCAUUUCGUGCUAAUUGAGGAAACCUCUAUUGAGUGGUCAACCUCAACUCCAUCAGCUCAUCAACCCUUUUCGUUACUGCAUUUAAUGGUUAUCUGCUGUUUGAUUGCUUAUGGGUGUUUUGUAUAAAGGUUGUUUUAAUGUGUGCUUUGUUAUGUGUUUGGGGCCAUAAUAGAUAGUAUUAUGGACAAACCACCUACAUUACUUCACUAAAUAGUUAGGAUAUAGUAUUGCUAAAGGGAUUGUAGCAAUAGUUGUUUUAAUGUGUGUGUCAUUAUGUGUUUUGGGCCCGUAUUAUUUAGUAUAACAACUUUCCAGUUAAGGCUGGGCCGUUCUUUUUAAGCAUUUUAGGAAUGAAAGUGUUCAUAAGAAUCUCCUAACUUUCAAUGUACAUGAAAAUAUAAUACUUGAACUAUUAAUAGAGAAUUACACCCAUAAUUCAGGCCCGUAGCCAGGAUUUUGAGCGGGGUGGUUCGUUUUUUCAAUUUAGCGGACCAAAUUUCCGAUAUACCCCUCUCCUUGACUUAUUACAUUAGGCAAUCAAUCUUGUAUUAUUAAUUUUAUUAAUAGGGUACUUUUUAACAUAUAGCGAUAAUAAUAAAGAUAAUGAUCAUAAAAAUAAUUUUAUUAUCAUUUUAUAGACAUAUUGAUAUGCACGGUAUAUCUCCAGCCAAACGUUAUAUAUUUUUGUUAACUCUGAGCGGACCUUCAAGCCGGGUGGGGGGUGGGGGGGUUCGUCCGAACCCCCCCUGGCUACGGGCCUGUAAUGAAUAACAAUGCUGUUGAUGGCCUUAUUAUGAACACAGUUUGAUUCUGCAUUUUAGAAUGUAUCACACUAACAAAACAAUAUUUUGCUGCUAUCUGAGCCUCGACAGGUUUUUCGCCGGUCCCAAGAAUUUCUUGAAAUCAUAAGCUGGACGUUUUUAUAUAAAAAAAGGUUCUCAUGAAACAAAAAUUGCAUAACUGCAUUCAAAGGUUAGGAUAUUUUUAAGGUUUUAGAUUUCUAUUAAUAGUUUUGUAAGGUGUGUCUAAUAAUACCUUCGACUCUUUAUCAUAAAAGAGUAGAUCAUUACACAUCAAGCUUUAUAGUGUCUUUUUUUGUGUGUGUUAGUUCUCGCCCACUCUCCCUCCCCCAUUUUACACUCCAUUGUCGAGUCACACAAAGCAUCCAUUUGCAUCGGUUAAAUCAAGCGAGUAAUGUAAGUCAGAUAAUUUUAAUCAGGUAUUGUUACUCAAGUAACGGACUUCAAUUUUGAAUGAUUGUUUUUUCUAUAGUUUUCUUGCAUAUAGACCGUUGAAUUUACGAAUGUAAAAAAUGGCAAAAAGGGGCUGGUCGACAUUCUUUAACGUUCGUCAGGUCCCCAAUUACCUACCAACGAGUCAAGUCAAGUAUCUGACACCUCAAAAUGAUACUCAUCGUUUCGGUCAUCCACCGUGGAUGAUUAUUUUGUAGUUUUCUUACAUUAAUUCCGCCGUUUUGCAGUUGCAAGGAGACAAAGUAAUGGCCCCGUUAGCGGCCCUGAUACAUCCAUGGAGGAAGGCAUGUUUUCUGAAUUUUGCGUUGUACAAUGGCAUUUAAAAACAAAACCUCCCUGUAAGUCUUGUUUCUAUUUUCUUAAAUUCGCUUAGCUUGUAAGAGAAUUUACUGAGCUCGACGUGGCGCGGAGAAACCUCGUACGCAGUCGCCUAUAGUUUCGGGCUCCCUGUGUGCCCUCCCCUGAAAUCGUCGGUGAAGAGGACUGGGCAUAGGGCUGCCUGUGGACGAAAUUGUAACAAAAUGAAAGCAGUGGCAUCUGACACGAUAACGGAUAACCGCUUUUUUACAGCAUGCCGCAUUUGAACCGCGAGAAAGUCGCGUCUAGACCUUAAGGCAUUCUAGCUUGUGCGGUCGGGAUCUACGGAAUUGUUAUUAGAAUUCAGUUUUCAAAUCUAUUCUUGUUUGGAUCUGGUGACACUCAUGAAAAGUUAACGUAAUUUGUUUGUUGGAUGCAUUUCUCUGGUCUGUUGCUCUUCGUGAAAAAGCGGAUACACUACACUAUUUGUCACAUUUCUGUCAUUUUUAUCGUUCCGAUAUGUCAUUCUUAUCAUCAACUUUUGGUUGGAAAUAUUGUAAACAAAAUUUAAAUCUUCUGGUAGCUUAUGGCACUUGUAAUUGGAAUUUGUUUGCAGACUUCGCGUGUAGAAUGGCAUGGCGCAAAUCUCAACAUGUUUUAUCAUCCUUGUUUUUUAUAUUAAAACUGUUAAGAGUUCAGUAAAAUAUCUAUGGGAAUCGAUUUUAACAUCUGUUUGAAAAUUUAGGGAGAGGGAGAUUCGUAUCAUAUAUAAAAGCAAUUAAUAGAACUUUUAGUGAAGUGGUAAUGUUGAAAAUGAAGAUAUUAGAUGACGUUUUGAUACGUAUUAGUAGUUAUACCAAAAUAAAAAAAAAAUUUUGGUAUACAUUGUUGUUUUAGAAGCAUAUAAUAGCUUCCGGAGAUAAAAUGGAUAGGAUGUUUAAGAAAUAAAUAUAUAUACUCGUAUAUAUAUAUAUAUAUAACUAACGCCGUCUAUCAUAUAUCAUAUCAUAUAUGAUGGUUGAAGGUUUUCAUAGAAAGUGCUCAAUACUCGAAAGUAGAGCGGUGUAUAGUGUUGGUUUGAGAAAAAUACAAACUACAUAGGUUUCCCUACAGGUCUGUUUCGUGGUUGCCCACUCAUCAGGGGAAAUCCCCCUAUUGAUAGAAAGUGGACGAAAAAAAUAGGUGAUAUAAUGUAAAAUACACAGUAAUGAUUGUACUUAUAUUGAAAAUAGGUACAUUAUAGUCCUCCCUAGAAGAAAAUAGUUAUAAUCGAUUAUGAAUAAGAAAAAUAAGUAACCGCUGGUAUCAGGGUUAUAUAUUGGCCUUGUUAACCCUAUCGUUUACGAAGUAGACAUGACUUAGUUGGCCACGAAUGAUACCAAUGAACACAAUUCAAUGAAUGAAAGCAAUGACUGACAUAAAUUUUUAGUUCGACGAUAAUCGUGGCACAAUGGCAUAGCUCAACACUCGUAGUAAUCGUUCCUUAUAGAUGCUUUAUCCCAGGGUUAUUCCCAAACGGCGUUAGUUGUGAUUCUACACAACGUGGGGUAAAUCCUUAAAAAAUCAAAAAUGGAUAAUGGUCUGUUCUUUUCUGCUCCAGACAUCAUCCCCACUUGACAUAAUGAUUUUUACGCCCACCUAUUUUAAAUCCACUCUUCAAGGCAACUAAUAGCACAUAUUCCACACCUCAUCCUACGCUUUAUUUGUUAGUAGGCCCAUCGCGCCUGAACACACGCUUAGACCGACCUCACCUAGACUAUCGGAACUCUCUCGAACGCCAAAUUUUCACGGGGACAAUUUUCACUACGACAGCCAACCGAGUUAAAUGGCCUUACAAUUCCGACAUCUCUGUGUUUGAGAGACCCCGUCCAUUAGACUCUGUGAUCUUUCUGUUUUCUUUAAAUGACGUCCUAUUAAAAGCGCAGUAUAGGAAUACUGAAAAGGAAAGGCUAAUGUCUAUGUGUGGGCACACGCGUUAAGAGGUCUCUAAUGUUUUCAUACAAGACUUGCACUCAUAAUGGCGCGAUGAGAGGUAUUCAUCCUUAUUGUUCGCUAAUGAGUAGACGAAAAGAGGAGGAGUGAUCGUCCUACGCGUAGCACCAGUUGUUUGUAGUUUAUCGGGAUGCCUGUGGGUGGAGCCAAAUACUUUGAAUGUUUGCACCGAGACUAUUGGACCGUUCGCCGCUAUGAAAAGAAUCCAUAUAAAGAACCCGCUUUCCCUAAAGUUUAGAGCGCCGCAGAAGCCGGCUUGUUACAACAACUAAGAGAGACCCAUUUGACGACUCAAGUUAAAUUUGGAGCUCGGAGGGUUCGUAGGCUUAAAGGUGUCUUGUCUACAUAGGUGUGUGUGUGUGUGAUUAGCGCGAUAUGUAUCGCGUAUUUGUGGCGGUCUUGCUGUUGUGUGAGGCUAUAGGUGCUCCUUUGAGACACUAUCACAGACAGGGCAGGUCGAGUGCAAGUGAUACAUGGAUACGCGACGCAUCAGACAUCACCUUUUCGUGGAUUCCCGAUCUUGAGCCGAGCAAGGGCCGCACUGCUCACGAAUCAGAAAUCAACAUUUCUCAGUCGAGCGUGAGACAUGGUAAAAAGGCGCCGAUAACACAUCGAUCAAGCUAUGAGACACUCUGGUCUAACGGGUCCAGGACUCUUUCGGUAUUACCUGACAGCGUGCUGAAUGGGAGCUCGGAAAUAGUCGAAGCUUCAGAAGCGAUUGUGGGAGAUGACGGCGAGAUAUUGACGAGCGAUAGCGCUUGGCGCGGAUCCCGUUAUCGGCGUCUGAUUUUCCCGCCAGAUAGUCGCAUCCGUGUGAACACUACGCUAGCGGCGCACACGUUCCCCUUCUCGGCGUCUGUGAAGCUCUCCACUGGAUGUAGCGGCACGCUUAUCUCGCGUCAACACGUUCUCACCUCCGCGCAUUGCGUUCAUAACGGAAAAAGCUAUCUCCAGAGAACCAGCGCGCUUCGCGUGGGAUUCCUCAAGCGGUCAGGGAAAGUACGCUGGGUCGAAGUCCGGUUUGUACGCAUCCCGCAAGCUUGGACACGUGUUCAGCACGUGCGCAACGACUUCUCGGUGCUCGAGCUACAGCAAACGCACAAGCGAGACUACUUCAACCUCGCUGUCGCAACCAAGGCGGGCUCAAGACUCCAAGUACACUUCAGUAGCUUCCCGGGAGACAAGCGGUCCAACACGCUCUGGUAUGCGCACUGCAAUGCGCAAAUUCUCACCGACAGCAUCAUCAGUCGCUGCGACGCGUCUCGCGGAAGCUCCGGUGCCGGCGUCUAUACGAAAUACCGACGGGUGAACAACGAAGAUCGUCGUGCUCUUAUCGGCAUCCUCUCGGGUUCGGGAUCAGCCACGAACUCUAAAGGACGCAUUCGGAAGUUCAAUGCUGCUACGAGGAUUACUGAAAACAUUUCGCGACAGAUUUGUGUAUGGACGGGAUUUUCACCGAACUGUGUGUCUUGGAAACAGAGAAACGUAAACACACGAAGAAAUUCAAGAGAUUAACACACGUCUAAUCAGAAGACAAGAAUAUUUAAGCAUAUUUAUUGUGUAUCAUAUUGCUAGUUCUGUAUACUUUAUCAGUUGUUAUUUCACCGACAUUGUAUUGUCAAGAAAUUACAUUUCUCGUAUUAUUAUAUUAUCAAGAACCAACGCUUCUUAUAUUUCUUUUAGUGUUGCGCUGCAUAUUCGAGUCCUCCCCCCACGCCCCUUUCCUUAUCAUCAAUUCUUUCACUGACCUUAUUAUGACAUUUCAACCUGUCUAAAUACUCACCAGAAAAACAUACGCUUCCGGCGUGAAAAUCUAGGAAUGAAAGGCACAGGGGUUUGCGAUGGACUAUGUUGAAGAGUGGUGGUGGAGAGAGGUGUGUGCGUGCGUACGUGUGUGUUGAGGGGAUUUUAAGCGAUAGGGGGCGGGAAGGAGGUCUGCCAUCAAUAAGACCGUUUUUUCUUAGGUAACUCGCUCGCAGUGGUACUCAUUUCAACCGAGUCUUUUUAAUGAUCCAUUUAGAAAUCGCCCCAAGGAAACGUGUUUCUACAAAGCUUUAAAACUCAUUGUCUCCCCUCUUUCAAGGAAGAUAUAAAACUCAUAUGCAACUAUUGAAAUACUUCAUAAUUUAAACGUCAUCUCUCUUUGUACACACCCUAUGCUACGCAGCCAUAUAUGCUAAAUACAUGAUGUUACCUCUUAAAAAUGUAAGGGAGAAAAACAAUACGCGAUAGAAAUAGAAAAAUAUUGAGGCAUUACAAACACUACCUAUUAAAGCAUCAGAAAGGG